Molecule: messenger RNA, 415 nt
Organism: Staurois parvus
Lineage: Eukaryota; Metazoa; Chordata; Amphibia; Anura; Ranidae
Source: the annotation of a GenBank genome assembly
CCUUCAGUCUUGCACAGGUGUACUGGCUCCUCCCCUUCAGUCUUGCACAGGUGUACCGGCUCCUCCCCUCCAGUCUUGCACAGGUGUACUGGCUCCUCCCCCUUCAGUCUUGCACAGGUGUAUCGGCUCCUCCCCUCCAGUCUAGCACAGGUGUACCGGCUCCUCCCCUCCAGUGUACCGGCUCCUCCCCUCCAGUCUAGCACAGGUGUACCGGCUCCUCCCCUUCAGUCUUGCACAGGUGUAUCGGCUCCCUCCCCUCCAGUCUAGCACAGGUGUACCGGCUCCUCCCCUUUAGUCUAGCACAGGUGUACCGGCUCCUCCCCUCCAGUCUUCCACAGGUGUACCGGCUCCUCCCCUUCACUGAAGCGGCUUCCUCUGAUGUCACUGCACCCUAUGAGCCUCUCACAAUGUGCAU